Messenger RNA from Notodromas monacha, 1609 nucleotides. Lineage: Eukaryota; Metazoa; Arthropoda; Ostracoda; Podocopida; Cyprididae. The record is from the annotation of a GenBank genome assembly.
UAAUUUUUGCUAAUCCACGCAGUUUUUUUGUUGUUGUUGUUGCUUGGACGCGAGUGCAAUGACCGGCGAGUCGAACAAACGUGAGCUGCUGAGCAGUUUUUGCGUCUUCUGCGAUAACCUAGGAGAAGAUGAAGGCAAGGAAAAGGACAAAAUCUUGUUUUACCAUCCAAAGGAAAUUAGUGUGGACAAGCAAAUUCGAAAUAUCGGACUUUGUCAGGCAAUCAUCAAGUUUACCAAAACCUUCACAACAGAUGAAGCGUGUGAAUGUUUGCACACCCAGAAGACGAAGCAAUAUUUCUACGAGCCAGAACCUGGCUAUUGGAUGGUGAUGGCAAGUACAAAAUGGACUCUUUGUUUUUCUCACCGAAUGAAAGAAGUCGAGAAAUUAGUGUACGAAUACAGUACUACUUUGAAAGUUCCGAGCAGAAUUGGUUCGCCGAAAGCUGGAAGAGAAGUGGCGGUGGUCGACUAUUUGCCGAACGAUGUGUGGGACAAUGUGUAUCAAGCAGUGCUGAGGCAGGCGUAUCAAAUGUUCCGGCUGUUUUCCGGCCGAUUUGCAACGAUUGUGAGCGAAUGUCCGGCGGAAUUCCUGGAUCCCUACGAUUAUUUGCGACAACGCUUGGAUCACUUCCUUCCUAAGUAUCUGGCAUCUUUGCAUCUUUCCGAAGCUGAUGUAUCUACUUUGUUCCAAGGCAUUCAGUUCUUGCCAUUGGAUCCACAUUCCUUUUUGAAAAUACAUUGUCUAGUCAAUUCGGUGGAAGAAGUGUUCCCGGGUAUUGUUCGUUCCAUAUUUUUCUACGACGAUUUUUUAGUGUGGAGCGGUUUGGAAAUGGAGGAUAUGCAAGUGAUGUAUCGGUAUCUGACAACAGGCCUGUUUCCUUCAGCCGGACGAGCUCACGAAGCUGCUGGCUAUUUAGGACCAGCUUUGGCAGCACCCAAAGGAUUUUUCAUGACGGGACCGAGUGAUUUGUCCAAUGCUGAUAAUCUUGGGAAGAUCCCCCGAGUCAUUGUGAGAGACAUUGGGAAAGGACCCGAUUUUCCACCCGAAGAAGACCCCGGAGGAAAAUACGGAGAGGAACAUCAGUUGAUUGUUUACCGAGCAAAAGAUACGACCAUUUGUUUCCUCUUUGAAGGGUCUCAGGAGAUGGAUAUCAACCUGUUCAGGAAACUAGACGCAUUCCUGGGACACCAGUUAGCCGGGCUCAGCGACGAAAUAACGGAAAGCAUCCGUAGGAAAUCGCAGAACACGAUGUCCUCAGAUUCUGUGAUGUUCAAGUACGUCUACUUCAAUGCUGUCAAUUGCGCCAUGAAGAGUACCAUGGCUGUGGACGCUGCGAGGAAACCCGUUCCCACGGGACCCGUGGACUCCUUCGUCACCGGCAGUCCACCGACUGAAGUACUCAAAUUCUUCCCGCAGCUGCACCAGGAUUUGCACUACUUCGGUCCGAAUGCGGAAAUGAGCGUGAAAUUGCACAACGAUUACUGGGUUGUCGCGAAGAAGGCUGAUCAAAGAGAAGUUUACAUUGUGAUGAGCCAACGGAACAUGACGCUUCUGGAAACGUCGGAUGAAUUGAACCGGUUGUUCGCGAGUCAGUUCAGCAAUAUUUUU